This is a messenger RNA of Heterostelium album PN500, 3240 nucleotides long. Its product is annotated as prespore-specific protein. NCBI's taxonomy places the organism in Eukaryota, Evosea, Eumycetozoa, Acytosteliales, Acytosteliaceae. The transcript is spliced from 15 exons. The record is from RefSeq and is a predicted model, not a curated record. The coding region runs from base 1 to 3240 and encodes 1079 amino acids.
AUGGGUGAAAUUUUAAAGAGAUAUAUAUUUGUUGGUUGGUUAGAUAUGAAAGAUCAUAAAUCAAAGUCAUCAAAGAGUAAAUCUUUUCAAGCCAAUAAAGAUACCUAUUGUGAUUUCAACUCUGCACGUAAUAAAUGGGUGAUGAGACCACCAGUUCAUCCGAUUCCACCAUUCAACCAAAGAGUACAUCCUCUUGCUAUUCUGAUUGGUUGGAUCAAUGCACAGCCUCAAGCACUCGAGAAAUACACAACACUCUAUAAUAAUGCUGGUUUCUUUACUAUAUCAAUUAUACCUCCUAUAUUAGGACAUCCGUACCCAAGAUAUUUUAGUGAUUUAGCAAGAGAUUUUCUUGAUUACCUCUUGGUGGAGAUGAAUCAACAACCUAGAUCAAUUAUCAUUCAGGUAUUCUCUGGUAAUAUUGUAUUUCUUUCACAUAUUCAAUAUGUUUUAAAGGAUAAAAAAUAUUCAAGUUUAUUACCAUUGAUAAAAGGAGAGAUAUUAGAUAGUUCACCUUCAGAGUUAACAGUUCAUGGUGGAAAGAAAUCAAUGGCAGCACCAUUUCCAGAUACAUGGUUCUACCGAAAAUUGAUCUCAACAGCUUUUACUUUCCUAACUUUUUUAGUUGAUAUAUCAGAGAUAAACAAAGAUUUUUGGUUUAGAUUUAAAGUUUCCGCUAUAAAAGAUAAACCAAAACUUUAUAUUUACUCUUUAGAUGACCCUGUUACACCUUAUCUUCACGUUAAGAAGGCAAUGAAUCUGAAUAGACACGAUAGUUCAACGGUGAUAGGAGUAGAUUCAAGUAAAGUUGUUGUAGCUUCAGCAAAUAAGAAUGUUGAAGAUGGUGAAAAUGAUAAAGAAAAUCAAUGUUAUGCAACACAAAUGAGAAAUUAUUUUAUAAAGGAAGCAUCGAAAUUAAAGGAAACACCGAUAAACUCUGUUGACAUGAAGCGAUAUAUGAGACAUAAAUUCGAAUUCAUCGGUCUGAAGCAACCUGCCAGGAAAACGAUACUAAAGAAUUUCCUCAGUGAUCACGGACGUCCUAAGGAAGAGGAUCUGCUCAGUAUUUACAAGUUACCGGAGCGUGAAUUCACUUAUUGUGCAAUAGAGUUGGCCGAGCCCGACGCAAAGAAGAAAGAGAAAGCGCCACCCAGCAGGCUGGCAAUGUAUCUAGAAUUUGGAUUGCAUCAACCCUGGUGGGAUACAAUCGAUAUUAUCUCAACAAAGUUGGUUGGUCAACACUUUCAGCUGUAUCCUGACUUGAUCGGUGUGAGUAUUGAUAAAUGGUUGGCACAGGAAUCGAUUUGGAUCAAGCGAAUCGCCAUACUCUUUCAACUAAAGUAUAAGAAGCAAACCGAUACCGAGCUUCUCUUCAAGUGUAUCGAUAGUACCUAUUUGAAACAUGCCGACGAAUUCUUUAUACAGAAAGCAAUCGGGUGGUCACUCAGAGAGUAUGCCAAGACUGACAAGAAAACCGUAAAGAAUUUCAUUGAAAACCGACCAAAUCUAUCAAAUCUAACAAUGCAAAGAAUUAUAAAAGAUAAAUUAAAUAAUAAUAAUAAUAUUAAUAGUGUAAAGAAAAUAGAUAAGAAUGAAAGUAGUAGUAAUGAUAAAAAUACAUUAAUAAAGAAAAAAGAUCAAGUUAUAACAACUUGUUGUAAACAAAUAAAUUCAGUUACUUAUGAAUGGUCAAUAGCUUUACCAUCUCAUCCAAUUCCACCUUUUGAUUUGAAAGCACAUCCUCUGACGAUAUUAAUUGGUUGGAUAGGUGCACAACCAAAGAAUCUAGAGCGUUACAGUAAGAUCUAUCGUGAGAAUGGUUUCUGUACACUUUCAUUUAUACCACCUAUAUCAGGACAUUUCUUCCCAAAAAAGAUGAAAAAGAUAUCAAUAAGUCUAUCGGAAUACCUAUUGGAACAGAUCAAUAGUACACCUAGGUCCAUUAUCAUACAAGUAUUCUCUGUAAAAGGUCAAAUAUUUGAUAGCUGUCCUGCUGAAAUCUCAGAGAAAGCAGCAUACACAUCAUUGGUAGUACCAUAUCCCAAAGCCAAAUUGUACAAAAGAGUUGUUGGAAUGACAUGUAAACUCUACAGCACAGUCAUAGAUGUUCCAAAGUUAAAUAUGUUAUUUUGGUAUAGAUUAUCAAACUGUCCUAUAUCAGCACCACAAAUGUAUUUCUAUUCACUUGAUGACCCUAUUACCAGCUACUUGGAUGUGGAGAAGGGAAUCGAAGUAAUGCGUAAACAAAAGAUAACCGUUACGGCAGUUCAGUUUGACCAAUCGAAGCACUGCAAUCACCUUGGUUCACAUCCAAUGCAAUACCUAAAGGGACUCUAUAAAUUCUGGCAAUCGUCACUAAAACCUCGAGACUUGAGUAGCAGUCUUACCAACAAGCCAUCAAACUAUCAAAACAUCCUGAGUUCACUUGGUCUUAAAAUGCUAUGGUUUUUUAUCUUUUGCUUUGUUAUUCUUCCUAUUUCUGUAUCCUAUUUGUUUUUCAAUGUAAAUUUAGAGGAAAAGGAAUCAACUUUUUGGAUUUAUCAAAAAGAUGUUAAACAAAUUCGAGUUCUUAUUAAACAUAAAUAUAAGAAUAAUUAUAACAAUGAAUGGUUGAAAAACAAAAUCAUUGAUUAUAUUGGUAUCACUCGCAUCCCAUCAUUAGAGGUUCAUCUCUCACCAUGUGACGAAAAUGGAUUGCAAAACCGACCUACUCUUAAUCCUAUCGAUCCUUUUCAACUUCAUUCAGGUAGUAGAUUGUUCCUUGAAAUUUGUGAUAAAGAUUGUAGUUCAUCUACCACCAAUCCAUCAUCAUCACCUAGAUUUAGUAAUUUGGAAGACUACAACGAUAAGUUUAGGACGUUGGUAAUCGAGAAGACACCUGGUGGGGCAAAGGAAUUCACUUCUAUCACUGAAUGGAACUCACCUCAUACACUCUAUCUUCCAAAGAAUCCAAACUUGGGAAUUGAUCUACUUCUAACACCUGGUUGUCUUUUCCAUAUUGUCAGUACCAACAAAGUUGGUAGUAGCAAAUCAAUUCCAAGCGAAACGAUUCAACAAUAUAUAAAUCAACUUCAAAAAAUUCACUUUCACCAUAGAAAUUCAGAACCACUAAAAAUCUAUCUCAUCUCGGUUGUUCCAGAGGAUACUCCAGAAUACACCAAACACCUAGAAUACCAAGAUUUGACCACUAUGUCCAGUCAAGAAGAUUUCGAAAGAAACAACGGAAUAUCUCAAUGGAAAUAA